UUUUUUACGAAAACAACGUCAAAAAAAAUAAAAUAAAAUUCUAGAAACAAAACUUUAAUUAUACGCAAUAUAUUUUUUACUAAUUUGACUAAAACAUAUUUAUGGCCGUUAAAAAACUUUCGCCAGUAACUUUGGCAGACUUGGUGAAGCGUGUUCCCAAAGAUCAAAUGAAACAAUUUGAAAAGUUUCGAGAUAAAACCCUAGAAUAUCACAGAAGAGUCAACCAAUACCCUGAAAAGCUGCCGCUCAUCGAUUGGGAAUAUUAUCGCAACAAUGUUCGUAAGGAUUAUGAAAAAAUGGUUAUCGAAUUUCAAAGCGAAUAUGAAGAGCUGGAUCGCACUUUCAGUGCACGACAUGAAAUAAAUGAUUUUGCCAAAUACUACGAAGAGCUGGAUAAACUAACGGAGGUGGUUAAGAAGGAAAUCACCGAAUUUGUAAAAUCAUCAAAUGAUCGCAUCAAAAAAUAUGAAGCUGAAAUUAAACGCAUUAAAAAUUUGGUACCAUACGAACAAAUGACUAUGGAACAGUUUGUUGUGGAUCGUGAAGAUUUGGCCGAGUUUAUACCACGUCAGGGUAGGCCAUUAUUUUGGCCUCACAACCCAGAAGAACAAAGAGUAGGACCAGCGAAUCCGGAUUAUGACAAAAAGCCCCAGAAAAAGGGGUCAACGUCUGAGGAAGCUAAGCCGUCGGAUGUCAUUGUGUCGUGAAAAUAUUCUUUAAAUUAAUGUCCAACAAUUGUUGUUAAAUUCGUCCUAUAAUCGCCGCCCUUGAAAACUAUUUCGAAAACUCACAUUCGGCAACAAACAAAUCCAAAAGAGAUUGAAACUAAUUUGGAUACAUUGUAAAUUAAAACACUUGUUUUACAUGACAGUACCGAGUCAGCAGCAGCAACAUCAGCAGUCGGCAAAAGCAAAAAUCAAAAAUAAAACAUUGCAAAAACUUAAAUCUACAACAACAACA
Musca domestica (house fly) is the source of this 960-nucleotide messenger RNA. Its product is annotated as ATP synthase subunit d, mitochondrial. Gene Ontology annotation, molecular function: proton transmembrane transporter activity. The transcript is spliced from 3 exons. Gene Ontology annotation, biological process: proton motive force-driven ATP synthesis. The coding region runs from base 102 to 707 and encodes 201 amino acids. The record is from RefSeq and is a predicted model, not a curated record. Lineage: Eukaryota; Metazoa; Arthropoda; Insecta; Diptera; Muscidae.